AUGAGUGAGAGGAUUGCAUCAAAUACACAGGUAGCUAAAGUUGUCAUGGAUGCUGAAGAGAUUAAAAUUGCAAACAAGAAAGGCUUGGAAUCUGUUAUUUCAGCUCCAAGUGAUGAAGACAAGGAUGAGGAGUAUCGAGCACCACUGUACAAACAAGUGGAGAUCCGUGGCAUUACUGUGCGCAUGAAGUGGUGUGUCACCUGCCAGUUCUAUCGACCACCACGCUGCUCUCACUGCAGCGUCUGCAACAAGUGUAUUGAGACCUUUGACCACCACUGUCCGUGGGUGAACAAUUGUAUUGGGAGGAGAAACUACCGCUUCUUCUUCCUCUUCCUUCUGUCUUUGUCCAUCCACAUGGUGGCGAUAUUCAUCCUCUGCAUUCAUUUCAUCAUGAAUCACAAGAAUCAGCUUUCCUCCAUUGAAACCAUUGUGGCGAUCUGCAUCUGUGGUGUGAUAGCCCUCCUCCUCAUCCCCAUCUUUGGCCUCACGGGCUUCCACAUAGUUUUGGUCUCCAGGGGACGCACCACUAAUGAGCAGGUGACUGGCAAGUUUCGGGGCGGCAUCAAUCCCUUCUCCCGUGGGUGUUUGCGCAAUUGUUGCUAUGCUGUCUGUGGACCUCAGUAUCCAAGUGUGUUGAAACCAAAGAAGUAUAUGACAAAGAGCAAGAUGUUCAUGUUACGUCCUCCACCUGGAAUGGCACAGCCUACUAGCCCCAUAGCUCCAAUUGGUGCUUCACAGGUCAAAGUGUACACCGAUGUCAGUGCUGGUGCUAGCAAUGGACUUAAUCUCAGUGCCAAUGCUUAUAAUCGGAUGGUUGCAAGUGAGAUGGCAGAGUAUGAGAUGGAGGGAAUGGGAGGAAGCCAGUCUGUAGACUGUGAGGCAUCUCCACCUGUCUCCCGAAUUUCAUCAGGAUUGCACCAGACAGGUUCCAAGGUGAAUUUCUUUCAAACUGGGGAAGAGGCCUCCCCUCGCAAGGGGACUGUGAACAUGAGCCGCACCGCCUAUCCUAAAGGAUCUCCUCAUCCAAGGCACAGGGAGACAGAGUUCUAUCGCACGGGUUCCAUGAGAUCCUGGAGUCAGACCCCAGAUGGAGGUCUCCAGCAGUCGCCAAGCCAGCGAAUCAAGUCCAUGGGAGGAGUGGCCACCCCAUUUGCUAUGUCGGCAAGGCGCUCCACUCCGGGUACCCCAGUGAACCAUGGGGGUGCUCCACGUCGCCCCAAUGACAUCCCGGUCUAUCUCCCACCGUACGUGCCUCCAACUCGCAAGACAGCCUCUGAGGGCACCAUCCGUCACUCCUCGGAUGACCGAGGCAUCGAUCAGAUCCCUGAACUGGCAAGUUCUCCACAGCGAGGGAUUUACACUUGGCGUGAGCCAUCUCCUCCUGGACCCCCGAAUCAUCGAUCACAUCCUAAUUCUCCUGCUGAUCAACCAGAUCAGUAUCAUCACCUGGCCAUGCCCCCUUCCCCACAUCUGCCUCGUAAGCACUACGAUCAUGGAGGCUAUCAUCCCCAACCGAUGGGCAUGCGAGUACUUCCUAGCCCACAGCAUCACCGUCCCAUGACAUUCUCACAUGCGAUGCAGGUGAGUGACUCCAUGGAGGCUCAGCAGGCCCAUGGGGUGCAAUUUGUGCGGCGUGGUAAGCCUCUGUCCCCCUCAAGUGGUGAUUCUGAGCGCCGAAGCGUCUAUGACAUGAACUAUGAGAUUUCUGUGUGAUAUUUUGAAGAGCGAUCAAAUGACAAAAAAACUUAUUCUCAGUGCACAUCCUCAGACAAAAAUAUUGCAGAAAUAUAUAAUAUAAUUGCAGGACAGAAACAGGAGAAGGAAAUAUUUAUUCAACAGUGUGAUAUUUUUCCUCCUCUGGAGAAAUCUCGUGUGGCAAAAUGCCAUCAAUUCUGUGUGUUCAAGACUCAUGAGUGCAUCAAUAUUAAGUCCCCUGUGCCAAAUCUAUAUCCAAUCUGAAGAGUUUGUGUGCAUCCACGCAUGUAUGUGUUUGUACGUAAGUGUGUGAAUGUGCAUGUUGUGCCAUCCCAACCUCUGUUGUUGCUUGCAUGAGUUCUUUACUUGCCUCUAUUAUGAUAUUGACCGACAGGAAGCGAUUCAAAUUGAUGUACUUGCCUAAUGAUAGUAAGAAUUUGCCCAAACAAACUUUUGUAGUGGAAUUCUUCUAGGUCAAUUUGAAAUAAGAAAAUAUCUGUUGUGCACGAGCAGCUGCAUUGCACUCAGCCAUUAGGGGAGCAGGGGACGCUACAUGGUGAGCAUGUAAGCAUCAGAAAAGUGAAGAGUAGUAAAUUUCUUGUCUGAGUUCCAAUUGAUCUGAUAAUUGGAUCUCCAAAAAGUACUGCUACAAAAAUUGCCAUGUCAAGCAUGUCCAUGUUUCCAAGGAAUUGCUUUUUUUAUAUUAAUCAAGGAAACAUGGUAUAUCAUGGGACAUUAUAUCCAUUGUGAUUAUAGUAUUUUAUCUUCUGGAACAUGUUCCUCCAUGAAUUAUGAAGAAUGUUUAUUUGAUUCAAAUGCUGUUUAUAUAUCAGUCUUCCCCUAGUCCAGGUAUGAAGGAGGUAGCCUGUACACAGGGGUAUGCAAAGUACAGCCAGAUCCGUCACAUUACAGGUUUCGCAUCCAAGUAAAUAAAAUGCAAGUAGGAUUGUAUGCUAAGUAUCCUUUAUGAAGUUUCUCAUCUAGAAAAAAUUGAAACAUUUUUUUGACUAUAUAACAUACUCCAUUCUUUCUAUUUCCAAUGUUGCCCACCACUCCAAAACUUCGUGCAUCCCUUAGGUAAUGUAAUUCUACAAGGCCUUCUUCAUUUAGCAUGCAACAGAACCUGGCCCCUAGCUUCAUGUCUACCUGUACCUCUAAUGUUUGAAUGCUCUGUGCUCUUGAUCUCAUAUGCAUCUCUCUCUCUUCUCUUUUCAUCGUUCACUCAAGUUAUCAUGGUUUGAUUUUUGACUUUUGGAUAAGUUUGCCAGCUGUGAUUUCUUGUCGUAUUUCUUUUCCCU
Molecule: messenger RNA, 2993 nt
Organism: Darwinula stevensoni
Lineage: Eukaryota; Metazoa; Arthropoda; Ostracoda; Podocopida; Darwinulidae
Source: the annotation of a GenBank genome assembly